AUGCUUUCAUCCACUUCCCGUUUAAAAACAACAAACAAGGCUAUUACUACCCAAAUACAACUUGUUAGAAACAUUUCUAGAAGAAGAAUAGCUUACCCUUUUUAUAAAUUCAAAAAAUUGGGGAAAACACAUGAGAAGCAACAUGACACUAAUUUAAAAUACGCCAUGAGACAGUUUUUGGGACCAAGGGACUACAAGGGCGAAUAUCCAUUCAACAAGUAUUUUGCUGUUCCAACUAAUCAUCAACCAAAAUAUGUUACUCCAGAUUUAGAGAGAGGUUUAUCCUUAAGAGAUCCGAUCACUGGCCAAAUUCUUGAAGUUGGUGGUAGUGGAUCUGGUAGAAAUACUAAUUUAGUUCCAUCUUCUCAAUCUUCCAGAUUAAGCAAUGAAGAAGAUAUUCAGGCCAGAAUAAACAGACAGCAAACAAGCAACUCAGCUAUUAGUAACAGAAGAUUGCAACCAUUUCCUGCUAAUGAAUUUUGCCAAACAAACUGCAUAGUUGGUAAUGAAUUAAAAGAGCAAAUUUAUCAAGAAAUUGAAGUUAAUCAUGUCUCUUCACAAACAGUUUCUCAAAAGUAUGGUUUAAAAAUCCCAAGAGUGGAAGCUAUUGUUAAACUAAUGAAAAUUGAACAUCACUGGGAAUCUACCAAGAGUGUUAUACCUGAUUUACAAGCAAUGUCCGAAACCAUGUACAAAAUGUUUCCAUUAUUUACACCAAAGCAAACUUCUGAAAAUUUGAGUGAAAUUCCUGUGCCUCCCAAGGCAUUGACUUCUAGAUUUAUGGUUUUGGCUGAAUCUCAACCAUUUGGUCCUGUUGAUGCCUCCAAUGUUCUUGGCUUAGAACCUGCUGAAACUACCUUAGAGAAACUGGCAACCUUGGGAGAACACAGUGCUCAUAAUAUUUCAUCUGCUUCAGGAUCCAAAAAUACUAAAAAGCAUAAAGUUGUUUAUGGUGUAGUUAACAAGGGUGAUAAAGCUAUUUUAAAAUUUGUCAACGCUAAAAUUGGGGAAGUUGGUUACCGUUACGGUGCUGGUAAUAGGGAUAACAAGAAAGAUAGGAAAAUUGGAUUUAAUAAGCUAGGUCAAAUGAUUUAUAUUUGA
This is a messenger RNA of Saccharomycodes ludwigii, 1101 nucleotides long. It is a transcript of the gene MRPS35, whose product is annotated as mitochondrial 37S ribosomal protein mS45. Lineage: Eukaryota; Fungi; Ascomycota; Saccharomycetes; Saccharomycodales; Saccharomycodaceae. The transcript has a single exon. Gene Ontology annotation, cellular component: mitochondrial small ribosomal subunit. Gene Ontology annotation, biological process: mitochondrial translation. The coding region runs from base 1 to 1101 and encodes 366 amino acids. The record is from RefSeq and is a predicted model, not a curated record. Gene Ontology annotation, molecular function: structural constituent of ribosome.